AUGUCCAACCAUGACGACCACCCCCUAGAUGACGGCCGCCCGUCGCAGGAGCAGAAUCAAAAUCAGAAUCAAAACCCGCCCGACGUUGUGCGCCGGCCGUCCCUCGUUUCUUCACGCACCAUGUCCGACGCUGGCCGCCGCACUUCCCAGCAGUACCACGUGCGGUUCUCGACCGACCACGACCGACCGGCCGAUGAGCUGCCACAGCGUCAAUUAUCGACGACGGAGGACCGACGUCCGAGUUCGCGAGGCCUGACGAUCGAUACUACGCUUGCACCGCCGACCACCCACCUCCCUGCUCGUUCACCAACGUCUCCCCUCUCGCCCCCGAAUGCCGCUGCCAGCGCAACGCUCUCGCCAAUCUCCCCGCCGAGUCCAGACUCCGCGGAUGGUCGAUCGCGAUCGCGAAAUCGUGGAUACUCGCUACGUCGCAGUAUCUUCAAUAAGAAUAUUCAGACGCAAUCUGAUCAGGAUGACGGUGUGGAACUGGAUGAGACUGGGGGCUCUGGGAGGAGUCCCGAGAGGGAAAUCGCCGUCGCACCAAAGACCGUGGAUGCUCCCAGUCCGGUGGAUGAGAAGAAUGAGUUGGCCGUCGCACCGACGGCGACGGUGGAAUGGACAAAGGACGAAGCCUCGACGUAUCCCUCGUCCCGUUCUGACCUGCCUCUGAAGGAUUAUUAUAUGUCGAUCGCGCAAGAUAACUGGGUGAAGAAGAAAGCUGCCACGGCAGGACUUGUCACCCGCGUGGAGACUGUCUUGACUGCGGUUCAGAAGUUCAUUCUCCGCAUCGAGGAUAUUCCACCUACCAAGGAUGGACGGCAUAUCGACCUGAAGCCGUCCUUGGUGGAGACUCUCAUCGAUGAGCGCACUGGCAAGGCCUAUUGCGCCAAUUGGAUUCGGUCGAGCCGGUACAGUUUCUGGAGUUUCUUCCCCCGUCAAUUGUUUGCGCAAUUCACCAAGUUGGCCAACUUUUACUUCUUGGUUGUCGCGAUUUUGCAGAUGAUUCCCGGUCUGAGUACGACGGGAACGUUCACGACUCUUAUUCCCCUGUUAAUCUUCGUCGGUAUCUCGAUGGGCAAGGAAGGAUUCGAUGAUUGGCGCCGGUAUCGUCUGGACAAGGAAGAGAACAACCGCUACGCUUGUGUGCUUCGUCCGGGUGAGGCGCCCAUCACCGACGGUGCGUCCAUGGCCAGUGGUGCUCAUGGCUGGGUGGAGAUCAAAUGGCAAGAUAUUCGGGUUGGAGAUGUCAUCAAGCUCCAGCGUGACCAGCCCGUUCCCGCUGAUUUUGCUCUGCUUCACGCCAAUGGGCCCAAUGGGGUCGCCUACAUCGAGACGAUGGCCCUAGAUGGAGAGACCAACCUGAAGAACAAGCAACCCUGCCAGGCCGUGGCCAAGGUGUGCUCGACCGUAGACGACAUUAUCAGCAACUCGCUGCAUUUUGUCGUCGAAGACCCAAACAUCGAUCUAUACAAGUUCGACGGCCAUGUCACUGUUAACGGCCAGGAGAAGCUUCCCUUGACCAACAAUGAAAUUGUCUACCGUGGCAGUAUCCUCCGCAACACUGACCGCGCUAUUGGCAUGGUCAUUUACACUGGCGAGGAGUGCAAGAUCCGCAUGAAUUCCAACAAGAACCCCCGUAUCAAGAAGCCGGCCCUGCAAGCCAAGGUCAACCGCGUUGUCAUGUUGAUCGUGGUUCUGGUGGUUGUCCUCGCCGUUGCGUGCACCGUUGCCUACAAGUACUGGGCGCAAGACGUGGAACGCUAUUCCUGGUACAUCAGCGAUGCCAGUGUCUCCUACGGACCCAUCUUCACCUCUUUCCUGAUCAUGUUCAAUACGAUGAUCCCCAUCUCGCUCUACGUCAGUAUGGAGAUUGUCAAGGUGGUCCAGAUGCUCCUACUGAACGAUAUCGACAUGUACGACCCGGAAACCGACACUCCCCUCGAGGCCCGCACUUCUACUAUCAAUGAGGAGCUCGGCCAAAUCAGCUACAUUUUCUCUGACAAGACCGGUACUCUGACGAACAACUCGAUGCGAUUCCGCAAAAUGAGUGUUGCAGGUACUGCGUGGUUGCACGACCUUGAUCUCCAGGAGGAAGCUGCUCGCGCAGGUGAGAAGCUUAUUCACAAGAAGCGGAACCUAAAGGGCAAAAAGGCUGCUGGUCGCAAGUCCAAUGUCUCCGAGGUUCGCAUGAGCAUGGCCCGGCCUUCCAAUGUUUCCGCCAGCGCGGACCAGAUGCGCCGGUUUACGCGGUCAGCUCCUAGCCGGACCACUGAGAUGCUGGAAUACAUUCAGCGCAAGCCAUACACAGUCUUUGCGAGAAAGGCCAAGCUGCUUAUCCUGGCUAUGGCUCUUUGUCAUUCCUGCAUUCCCGAAGAGGAUGAGCAUGGCAACGUGUCCUUCCAGGCUGCUUCGCCUGAUGAACUGGCUCUCGUGAUGGCGGCGCAGGAACUCGGAUAUCUGGUCAUGGAUCGCCAGUCGAAUGCCUUGACUAUCCGUACGUACCCCAACGGCAUGGACGAGCCUGCUGUCGACGAGAUCUACGAAGUCAUGGACGUGAUCGAAUUCUCCAGUGCGCGGAAGCGCAUGUCAGUUGUCGUGCGCAUGCCCGACCAGCGCAUCUGCCUCUUCUGUAAGGGUGCCGACACUACGCUCAUGCGCCUCCUGAAGAAGGCCGAACUGGCCCAUGAAAAGGCCGCCGAGAUUGAGCGUCGUGCAAGCAAGCGCAAAACCGCCGAAGCCAACCAGGUGAUCCGUCGCAACAGCGAAUAUCACAGUCGCAAGGAUAGCGGUGUCCGCACCAGUCUGAGCCGUCCCAGCUUCACUCGCCGUCGUUCUUCGGUCUCUGGGCAUCACGCUUCCACAUUGCGUCAGAGCAUCGAUGUCUGGCUGCGCGAUCGUGAGACUGACGGUGGUAUGCUGAAUCGUGAGACCGACAGUGCAUACUACAGCCCUCGACCUUCUACCCAGCUUGGACGCAACUCGACUGCUAUUUCCGACUCCGGUAGCUCGACGAAUGGUGGGGAAGAUGACGGUGACCUGGUGGAAGAGGCUCUCGUCGUUGACGAGGCUGCGGUCUUCGAACGCUGCUUCCAACAUCUGAACGAUUUCGCCACCGACGGACUGCGCACUCUGAUGUAUGGACACCGAUUCUUGGAUGAAGCUACUUACCAGAGCUGGAAGACUGCCUUCCACGAUGCUUGCACUAGCCUGGUGGACCGCCAGCAGAAGAUUGAGCAAGUUGGCGAGGAAAUCGAGACCGAGCUUGAGCUGACCGGUGCUACUGCCAUCGAGGACAAAUUGCAAAAGGGCGUUCCCGAGGCGAUCGACAAGCUGCGCCGUGCGAAUAUCAAGCUGUGGAUGUUGACCGGUGACAAGCGCGAGACUGCUAUCAAUGUUGGACAUUCCUGCCGUCUGGUCAAGGAUUACUCUACCUUGACGAUUCUUGAUCACGAAAAUGGUGAUGUGGAGGAGACCAUCGUUCAGUUGACCGCAGAUCUCAUGCACAACAAGGUGGCGCACUCCGUGGUCGUCGUUGAUGGACAGACUUUGUCGGAAAUUGAAGCCGACAAUGUCGUCCGUGAACGGUUCUUCCAGCUUGCUAUUCGUGUUGACUCGGUGAUUUGCUGCCGCGCCAGCCCCAAGCAAAAGGCAUUCCUGGUCAAGUCCAUCCGCAAGCAUGUCAAUGAUUCGAUCACCCUGGCUAUUGGAGACGGCGCCAAUGACAUUGCCAUGAUUCAGGAGGCUCAUGUUGGUAUUGGUAUCACGGGCAAAGAAGGUCUGCAGGCUGCUCGCAUUUCAGAUUACUCGAUUGCGCAGUUCCGCUUCCUGCUGAAACUGCUGCUUGUCCAUGGCCGGUGGAAUUACAUGCGCGCCUGCAAGUACACUCUCGGCACGUUCUGGAAGGAAAUGCUCUUCUACCUGACGCAGGCACUGUAUCAGCGCUGGAACGGAUAUACUGGUACUUCGCUUUACGAGCCGUGGAGUCUGAGUAUGUUCAACACUCUGUUCACUUCUCUGGCUGUUAUCUUCUUGGGUAUCUUUGCCAAGGAUCUCUCUGCGUCGACUCUUCUUGCCGUGCCCGAGCUUUACACCAAGGGCCAGCAGAAUGGUGGCUUUAAUAUUCGCCUCUACCUCGGUUGGACAUUCAUGGCAACCUGCGAGGCUAUGAUCAUCUUCUUUACGAUGUAUGGCCUCUUCGGCAUGGUCCAGAUCAACCCAUCUGGCACGGACACCUUCGCGCUCGGCCUACUCACCUUCACGGCUUGUAUCACGGUCAUCAACAUCAAGCUUCAAGCCCUCGAAGUCCACAACAAGACCUACCUCUCCCUUGUCGUGAUUAUCAUCUCCGUCGGCGGCUGGUUCCUUUGGGACAUCAUCCUCUCCGAACGAUACAAGAUGUCCUCCGGCAAAGGUGUCUACGCUGUUCCAAGCAACUUCCUCCACCACGUCGGCCACAACCUCCUCUUCUGGCUCGUCCUCCUCAUCUCCGUCGCCGCAGUCAUCCUCUUCGAAAUCACCGUCUCCACUCUCCGCGUCCUCUUCUUCCCUACAGAUGUGGAUAUCUUCCAAGAAUACGAGCAAGACCUUGACAUCCGCAAACGCUUCGAAGAAGCCGCCGCCGCCGAACUCCAACAAGGCUGGGACCGCGGCACGAAAAAGUCCUCCUUCGAACUUGCUCGUGAAGCUGCCGAGCUUGCUGAAAUGGAUGCUCGCGAGCGCCAUGUUCAGGAAUUGCUUGCGCGUCCUCGUGUAAUGGCGGAUUCAAAGCCCGUCACGCAAGAGACUGAGAUGGAAGGAUACUCGAGUGCCAGCGUCACUGCUAGCCACAAUGAUAGCGAGGCUGUGGAUCGCAGGGUCUCGGUCUCCGGUGCGGGACAGGGGCAGUCCGAACCUAUGUCUCCGACCGAAUCUUGUGCGCCGAGACGAUCGGUGGAGAUUCACGAGCUUUUCAGUAAGGGCUUUGGAACUAUUCGCAAGGGUCACCUGAAGUGA
Messenger RNA from Penicillium brasilianum, 4992 nucleotides. Lineage: Eukaryota; Fungi; Ascomycota; Eurotiomycetes; Eurotiales; Aspergillaceae. The record is from the annotation of a GenBank genome assembly.